GCAGAAGCGACAGCGAAACUCCUUACUGGGACCAUGUCCACUGUGGUAGCUCAGUCGCUGCAUGUUUUUGGUCUUCGAUCCCACGUGUCCAACAAUGUGUUCUUCUUCGAUGAACAGAUCAUUAUAUUUCCUUCAGGAAAUCACUGUGUGAAGUACAAUGUGGAUCAGAAGUGGCAAAAAUUCAUUCCAGGCUCAGACAAGAGUCAGGGCAUGUUGGCCUUGUCCAUCAGUCCCAAUCGGCGAUACCUCGCUAUCUCCGAGACUGUGCAAGAAAAACCCGUCAUCACCAUUUAUGAACUGUCAACCGUUCCUUGCCGAAAGCGCAAAGUCCUUAAUAAUUUUGACUUCCCAGUUCAGAAGUUUAUUUGCAUGGCUUUUUCUCCAGACUCCAAAUACCUCUUGACCCAGACCUCACCUCCAGAGUCAAACCUUGUCUAUUGGCUGUGGGAAAAACAGAAAGUAAUGGCCAUCGUUAGAACUGAUACUCAGAACAAUGCUGUCUACCAGGUGAGCUUCAAUCCCCAGGAUAGCACUCAGAUUUGUGUCACUGGAGAUGGGAUGUUUAAGCUUCUCCGUUUUGCUGAGGGAAUCUUGAAGCAAACUAAUUUUCAGAGGGGAGAACCCCAAAACUAUCUCGCCCACACUUGGGUGUCUGACGACAAGAUUGUUGCUGGCACUGAUACAGGCAGGCUCUUCCUCUUUGAGUCUGGAGAUCAACGCUGGGAGACAAGUAUCAUGGUCAGGGAGCCCACCAGCGAGACGAAGAACCUGGGGGUGAUCCAGGAAUCCGAGAGCCUGAUCGAAUUUCCAACAAUCACCUCCCCAGUCCCUUCCUACAAGCAGGUCGUGAUGGCCAGCAGCCACCACCAGCUGUCCCCGCCCCAGGUGUCUGCCAUCGCAGCCUAUUCCAAGGGAUUUGCCUGCUCUGCUGGGCCAGGGAGAGUUCUACUGUUUGAGAAGAUAGAAGAGAAGGAGUUUUACCGUGAGAGCAGGGAAAUCCGGAUUCCUGUGGACCCACAGAGCAAUGACCCGAGUCAGUCAGACAAACAGGACGUGCUCUGCCUGUGCUUCAGCCCCUCUGAGGAAACGCUGAUCGCCAGCACCAGCAAGAACCAGCUCUACAGCAUCACCAUGUCCCUGAUGGAGAUCAGCAAGGGGGAGCCUGCCCACUUUGAGUAUCUGAUGUACCCGUUGCACUCAGCAUCCAUCACUGGUCUAGCUACUUGCAUCCGCAAACCCCUCAUUGCCACCUGCUCUGUGGACCGGUCUGUUCGCAUCUGGAAUUACGAAUCAAACACCCAGGAACUAUUUAAGGAAUACCAAGAAGAAGCUUAUACAAUCAGCCUUCACCCAUCUGGACACUACAUUGUAGUAGGGUUUGCUGACAAACUACGCCUUAUGAAUCUACUCAUUGAUGAUAUACGUUCUUUCAAAGAAUACUCUGUCAGAGGGUGCAAAGAGUGUUGCUUUAGCAAUGGAGGUCACCUGUUUGCUGCAGUCAAUGGGAAUGUGAUUCACAUUUUUUCCGCCACCAGCCUGGAGAACAUCUCGAAUCUGAAAGGACACACAGGGAAGAUUCGUUCAAUUGCAUGGAAUACAGAUGAUAGCAAACUGAUUUCUUGUGGCACAGAUGGUGCUGUAUAUGAAUGGAAUCUGUCCACAGGAAAGAGAGAGACAGAAUGUGUGCUCAAGUCCUGCAGUUACAACUGUGUUGCCAUCUCCCCUGAUGGCAAAAUCAUCUUUGCUGUUGGAUCAGACCAGACUCUCAAGGAGAUAGCAGAUUCUUCAGUCCUUCGAGAGAUGUCAGCGUUUGGCGUAACCUACACAGCCAUCGUCACCUCCCAUUCCGGGCACAUGUUGUUUGUGGGCACCUCGGUGGGAACCAUUCGUGCAAUGAAGUACCCGCUGCCUCUGCAGAAACAAUUCAACGAGUACCAGGCCCAUUGCGGUCCUAUCACCAAGAUGUCGCUCACCUUUGAUGACCAGUUCCUGCUGAGCGUCGCCGAGGAUGGCUGCCUGUUCACCUGGAAGGUCUUUGAUAAGGAUGGUCCGGGAAUCAGGCGACAGAGGGAGGCGGGCUUUGCUGAAGAGGUGCUGGUUACCAAGACGGACAUGGAAGAGAAGGUUCAGGUUAUGUUGGAGCUGAAGACUCGUGUGGAAGAGUUAAGAAUGGAGAAUGAGUAUCAACUUCGACUAAAGGACAUGAACUAUUCUGAGAAGGUUAAGGAACUAACAGACAAGUUCCUCCAGGAAAUGGAGUCCUUGGAAAUGAAAAACCAGGUUUUAAGAGCAGAAAAAGAAAAGCAGGAUGCACUCCAUCGUGAACGCAUGGAAGACCUCCUGGAAAAACAGAGCCGGGAACUGCAGGACUUGGAAUGUUGCAACAACCAAAAGUUGCUUCUAGAAUAUGAGAAGUACCAGGAGUUGCAGCUCAAGUCCCAGAGGAUGCAGGAAGAGUAUGAGAAACAGCUUCGGGAUAACGAUGAGACCAAGAGCCAGGCCCUGGAGGAGCUGACUGAGUUUUACGAGGCCAAACUGCAGGAGAAAAUCACCCUCCUGGAAGAGGCACAGGAAGAUGUCAGGCAGCAGCUGCGCGAGUUUGAAGAGACCAAGAAGCAGAUUGAAGAAGAUGAAGACCGUGAGAUCCAAGAUAUCAAAACCAAGUAUGAGAAGAAGCUUCGGGAUGAAAAGGAGUCAAACCUGCGGCUCAAAGGAGAAACGGGCAUCAUGAGGAAGAAGUUCAGCAACCUGCAGAAAGAGAUUGAAGAGCGAACCAACGACACUGAGAUUCUGAAGGGAGAGCAGGUGAAGCUGCAAGGAGUCAUCAAGUCCCUGGAGAAGGACAUCCUGGGUCUCAAGCAGGAGAUCCAGGAAAGAGACGAGACGAUUCAGGAUAAGGAGAAGCGAAUCUAUGAUCUGAAAAAGAAAAAUCAAGAACUGGAGAGAUUCAAGUUUGUGCUUGGCUACAAAAUAAAGGAGCUGGGGAGGCGGGCGGAGCCUCGAGAGAGCGAGAUCGAAGCGAUGACGGGGCAGAUUCAAAAGAUGGAAACUGAACUGGAGCGUUUCCAUAAGCAGAACACACAGCUGGAGCUGAACAUCACAGAAUUGUGGCAGAAAUUAAGAGCUACUGAUCAGGAGAUGCACAGAGAGAGACAAAAGGAGCGGAACUUGGAGGCGCUGGUCAAACAGUUUAAGACGGACCUUCACAACUGUGUGGCGUACAUCCAAGAACCCCGGCAGCUGAAGGAGAAGUUCCGCGCUCUCUUUGAGAAGUACGUGCAGCGGGCAGACAUGGUGGAGAUCACAGGGCUGAACUCGGACCUGCAGCAGGAGUACAGCCGUCAGCGGGAGCACCUGGAGAGGAGCCUGGCCACCCUCAAGAAGAAGGUGGUCAAGGAGAGUGAGCUGCACCGCGCGGAUUACGUCCGCAUCAUGCAGGAAAAUGUCUCCCUGAUCAAGGAGAUUAAUGAGCUCCGCAGAGAGCUGAAGUUCACCCGCUCCCAAGUCUAUGACCUUGAAGCAGCCCUGAAACUGACCAAGAAAAUUCAACCACAAGACGUUCCAGAGACAGUGUCCGGCAAAGACUUACCAGGCUUGCCUCCCACCAUGAGACUGAAUGAGCAAGAAGAAACCGGGAGAAUCAUUGAGAUGCAGCGCCUGGAGAUCCAGCGCCUCAGAGACCAGAUCCAAGAGCAAGAGCAGGUCCCAGGCUUCCACCCCUUCACUGGGAUGCGGCUGCCUUCCCUCCUGGGGACAGAAGCAGACUUAAAGCUGCAGACCAAGUGA
Messenger RNA from Orcinus orca (killer whale), 3786 nucleotides. It is a transcript of the gene CFAP57, whose product is annotated as cilia and flagella associated protein 57. The record is from RefSeq and is a predicted model, not a curated record. Bases 34 to 3786 code for a protein of 1250 amino acids. NCBI's taxonomy places the organism in Eukaryota, Metazoa, Chordata, Mammalia, Artiodactyla, Delphinidae. The transcript is spliced from 23 exons. Gene Ontology annotation, molecular function: protein binding.